AAAUAUGGGCCGGCGAGGCACAAUUUAGGCCCAUUAGUAACAAAACAGUCAAAACGUCUGGUACUACUAGUACUGGAUUUGACCUCUUCCCUUUGUCAAAACUUAAACCCUUUCAAAUCAAAGAUCCUUGUUUUUUUCCAUAAAACCUCCUCCGAUAUCAUCGUCUCUCCUAUUCUAUUCUCCCCUUGCUUUCUUCGCUUCUACCAUACUUUGUCCUUUUCUUCCUCACUCACUCAUAUUAUAUAGAAUCGUUUCUGAGCUCUUUACUUUACAUUCUCUGAAAAUGGAUUCUUCACCGAUCAAUGUUCUCAAAACAGAGGACCAAUCCCUCGGACAAGAAGGAAACAAGUUUUCCGAUUCUAAUUCUGAAAAAUCCCUGGAAUUUGAAUCGGAGAAGAUGAGCGAUGCGAAAAUGAUUUGCGAUGUUGAGAUUCUCCAGCCUCAUUCUCUGCUCCCGAAGCCCGAGGCACCACCGGGGCUUCUUGACUCUCCUUCGGUAAAGAACGACAUCGUUUUGGAUCAUUUACCGCUGGAGAAUUUCUCCGUCGAUAUUCCAGCGAUUGGGAAAUUUAUCAGGGAGAGAAGCAAUAGUUUCUCGGCUGCAAUCGCUAAGAAGCUCUCGUCGUUUAAAGAAAAUCUCGAUGAACCGAAGUCGCCGGCGAUGUCUGAGUUUAACAUAUCUGGACUUAGAGUUGUUGUGAAGCUGAAGAACGACGACAAUAAAAAAGACAAGGAAGUCAUCAAAGGCAGGAUCAGCUUCUUCUCGAGGUCUAAUUGUCGUGAUUGUACUGCCGUCCGGCAAUUUUUCAGGGAGAAGGGGCUGAAAUUCGUGGAAAUUAACAUCGACGUGUACCCUAGGAGAGAGAAGGAGCUCGUUGAAAGAACGGGGAGCUCGUCAGUGCCUCAGAUUUUCUUCAACGAGAAGCUUUUCGGAGGUUUGGUCGCACUGAACUCACUGAGAAACAGCGGAGAUUUCGAUCGGAGACUACGGGAAAUGGUAGCAUCAAAGUGUCCCGACGACGCACCGUCACCGCCGGUGUACGGAUUCGACGAUGAUCCCGAGGAAGAGGAAGAAUCGACGGAGGAGAUUGUCUGGAUCGUAAGGGUUUUGAGGCAGAGAUUGCCGAUUCAGGACCGUCUGAUGAAGAUGAAGAUUGUUAAGAACUGUUUCGCCGGGUGUGAGAUGGUCGAAGCUCUCAUCCACCACUUGGACUGUGGCCGUAAAAAGGCUGUUCAGAUUGGAAAGCAGCUUGCCAAAAAGCACUUCAUCCAUCACGUCUUUGGAGAAAAUGAUUUUGAAGAUGGAAACCAUUUCUACCGCUUCCUUGAACAUGAACCGUUUAUUCCCAAAUGCUUCAACUUCCGGGGAUCGACAAAUGAUGAUCAGCCCAAGCCUGCAGCCCAAGUUGGUGAAAAGCUCACCAAAAUUAUGUCUGCAAUACUUGAGGCCUAUGCUUCUGAUGACAGACGCAGUGUUGAUUAUAUUGGCAUAAGCAACAGUGAGGAAUUCCGGAGAUAUGUAAACUUAACCCAAGGGCUGCACCGGAUAAACCUUGUAGACCUCACAACCGAACAGAGGCUAGCCUUCUUCCUUAACUUGUACAAUGCCAUGGUGAUCCAUGCAGUCAUAAGGUCAGGAAGCCCAGAAGGAAUAAUGGAUAGGAAAUUCUUCUCCGAGUUCCAAUACAUAGUCGGUGGACAUCCCUAUUCACUUAGUACCAUAAAAAAUGGAAUUAUAAGAAACAACCGCAGGCCUCCUUAUUCCUUGGUUAAGCCUUUUGGUUCCGGAGACAAUCGUUUAGAGCUUGUUCUUCCUAAAGUAAAUCCUUUGAUUCACUUUGGACUAUGUGAUGGGACGAAGUCAAGCCCCACAGUUAAGUUCUUCUCACCUCAAGGAAUCGAAACUGAAUUAAGAACCGCCGCAAGAGAAUUCUUUCAGGGUAUUGGAAUGGAGGUUGAUUUGGAUAAGAGAACGGUUCAUCUCACCCGAAUCAUCAAGUGGUUCAGCUCUGAUUUUGGACAAGAGAAAGAAAUCUUGAAGUGGCUUAUGAGUUACUUGAAUGCAACUAAAGCUGGUCUUUUGUCGCAUCUUCUAAGUGAUGGAGGCCCUGUUAGUAUUUCAUACAAGGAUUAUGAUUGGUCUGUGAACUCUUAAAAAAAAGAUGCCCACCACCUAGUUUGAUGUCGUUGCUGUGGCAUUUAGACGGGAAAAUGUUGUAUAUAAUUACUGAAAUUUUGAGAACUUAUAUUAUUAAGUCAUGAAAAGGGUUUGAUUUUUAAGUCAACAAGUUUGUUAAUUUGUUGAAUUGGAAUUUAUAUAUAUAGGUCAAGUGUUUGAGGAUGGAAGCUUAUAACAUCCAAAAAGAAAAUGUAAAUGGGGUGGGAUGUGUUUCCCUAGUAAUUGACUAAUUGUGUCCUAAAAUGAGGAUUAUGUAUGUUCAUAUAUAUAAAAUUUGAUAAUAGCAUUCCCUCUUGGAUGCAUAA
Messenger RNA from Cannabis sativa, 2484 nucleotides. RefSeq lists its product as uncharacterized. The transcript is spliced from 6 exons. The record is from RefSeq and is a predicted model, not a curated record. Gene Ontology annotation, biological process: intracellular signal transduction. NCBI's taxonomy places the organism in Eukaryota, Viridiplantae, Streptophyta, Magnoliopsida, Rosales, Cannabaceae. The coding region runs from base 284 to 2155 and encodes 623 amino acids.